Macaca mulatta (Rhesus monkey) is the source of this 1495-nucleotide messenger RNA. The record is from RefSeq and is a predicted model, not a curated record. NCBI's taxonomy places the organism in Eukaryota, Metazoa, Chordata, Mammalia, Primates, Cercopithecidae.
GUUGGCGGUAGAACGCCCUAAGGACCCCCUCCCCGCGAUACGGAGGGCGGACUCGGGACAGGGAAUUGGCUCUGGGAGAAAACGCGCGGGGAGCGUCCGAGACGAGACGCCCAGUGAAAGCCGUGCCGACCCUUGAGGGGACUGACAGGUCUAGGGAGACGCGCUGUCUGUUGUGGUGGGCCUCCCCGGAAUAAGUGAGGGCUCUGUUUCAAGGAUGAUUCUAGCGCAGAGCCGGGCUUCCGCCGGGGUGGGCUCCCCGCAUUGUUCGGGCUCUGGCGGGGGCGGCUCGGAUUACUUUCCACGGCCCGCCCCCCCACCUCGGGAAGCCUCAAUGCUCCUUUUCCACGGCUUUCCUGGCGUCCCCCUGACUCUCCCGCGGCACUUUCGCCUACCUCCCCCCAACGCCCUGGUCCUCCCUGGCGACCCCCUUUGCAUUCUCGGGGUCCUCCUGCCCCUCCCGCGGCGCGCCUCCCACAGCCGCGUGCCCUCUGCCCGGAGCUGGGGACCAAGGCUGGGCCCCGCCGGCCGCAUCGGUGGGGAACUCCCGCGGUCCCCAUCCCAGGGCGCAUAGGGUCCAGCUCCCCGGCGCCGACUCAUGGAAACAAUGAAAGGUGACGGGCUGAAGGGGAAACUUUGCGACUGGUUCAGGGCUCGUCGGGGGAGCCGAGGCUGCCGAGGUUACCUGGGUUUCUUUCCCUUUUUAGGUUUCCCUGGCUAGUAGUCUGGUGUGGGCAGGACCCUGAGAACGUGGGAUUCACGGCCUCAUUUCUAGUUUAUUGGGACCUGGAGUUCCUUUGCUUGUGCUAACUCGUGCAGUAUGCGGGCCGGCCUAUUUCACUUGAGGCUGAGGAACUCUGAAGAACAAAAGCUACUUGCUUUUCCUCCUUGGGCCCCUCCCUCUCGCCGUGCUCCUCCGCGGUCCUCCUCUAAAACUACCUGGGAGGGGGGAGCCUUCCCCGUCGGCUCUGGAAAGACUCCUGAGGAAGUCGGGCCCGCCUUACUGUCCGUCGUAUAAAAGUCCGCAGUCUUUUCAAGUUCUCUUGAAACAAGUGCACUUUCAGCUCCAUUCUUGAGCCCGUGGUUUGGUAAGACUGGUUUGUGAUAAUAGUGUGUCCUCCCAGAAAGCCGAGAGUGACGCCAAAAGACCUCCUAAAAUGGCUUAAAAACAAUCAGAAGGAUCGAUAAGGAAAAUCCACUAAGCCUUUUUGCUCCCAGUUUUUAACUGUUGAAUUCCUGCUUUGGGAUUGCUCUUUGGCUGGGGUCGCCAACCACACCUUGGAUUUGGUGGCUUGGGUGUUCGAUUCCUGUUGCUUCUCCCAAGGAGAUACUGAUUUUUUUUUUUCUUUUUAUCCUGGAGACCGGGUCCGGCUGUGUUGCCCAGGCUGGCCUUGAACUCCUGGGCUAAAGAAAUCCUCUCGCCUUGGCCUCCCAAAGUUCUGGGAUUACAGGCAAGAGAUAGUGCUCCCGGCCCAAAGGAGAACUUCUGGUCAGGAAA